Molecule: messenger RNA, 2980 nt
Organism: Pistacia vera
Lineage: Eukaryota; Viridiplantae; Streptophyta; Magnoliopsida; Sapindales; Anacardiaceae
Product: protein SMAX1-LIKE 3
Exons: 3
Coding region: 233-2809 (858 amino acids)
Source: RefSeq, a predicted model, not a curated record
UUUCCACUCCCUUCUUUCUCUCUCUCCCCCUCCAUGACCAAAUCAUCAUAAUCUUACUCUUAGAUAACACAUACCUGUUCUCAGAUUCAUACUACUUCAUCACUACUACUUCAUAUUUAGCUCAUAUGAUCCUGAAAAAAUCUCUUCAAGGUCAUCUUUCUUGAUCCAUCCCAUCACCAUAUAUAUUAAGUUUCUUUUUCGAAAGUUUUAGGAUACAAUAAGUUUGUGAAACAUGAGAGCAGGAGGCUGCAUGGUGCAACAAGCCCUAACAGCUGAGGCUGCGAGUGUUGUAAAACAAGCGGUAACGCUCGCCAGACGCCGAGGCCACGCCCAAGUAACCCCACUUCAUGUAGCAAACACCAUGCUCUCUGCUCCCACAGGACUUCUCCGAACAGCUUGCCUUCAAUCUCACUCUCAUCCACUUCAGUGCAAAGCCCUAGAGCUCUGCUUCAACGUCGCACUUAAUCGCCUCCCCGCCUCGACGUCUACCCCCAUGUUGGGAGCUCACUCUCAAUACCCUACCAUCUCUAACGCUUUGGUCGCCGCCUUUAAGCGGGCGCAGGCUCAUCAAAGGCGCGGCUCGAUUGAGAACCAGCAGCAACCACUUUUAGCCGUAAAGAUAGAGUUAGAACAACUUAUUAUCUCUAUUUUAGACGAUCCAAGUGUGAGUAGAGUCAUGAGAGAAGCCGGUUUCUCUAGUACUCAAGUGAAAAGCAAUGUUGAACAAGCUGUGUCUUUAGAAAUAUGUUCUCAGAAUAGUCCUGUAAGUAGUAAUAACAAGUCUAAGGAAAGUAAUGUUUUAGUCCUCUCUCAUCAGUCGGCUCCUCCUGUAGGUCAAAUUGGAACAAAAGUUAUUACUAAACCAAAAGUGAUAGAUCCAAUUAGGAAUGAGGAUGUGAUGUAUGUUAUAGAAAAUUUGAUGAACAAAAGGAGGAGAAAUUUUGUGAUUGUGGGAGAGUGUCUUGCUAGUGUUGAGGGUGUUGUUAGAGGAGUGAUGGAGAAAGUUGAUAAAGGAGAUGUUCCUGAGAUUUUGAGAGAUGUGAAGUUUAUACCACUUUCUCUUUCUUCUUUUAGGCAUCAAAAUAGAGUAGAAGUUGAACAAAAAGUUGAAGAAAUUAAGAAUCUAGUGAGGAGUUAUAUUGGAAAAGGAGUUGUUUUGAAUUUGGGAGAUCUUGAAUGGGCUGAUUAUAGGGCUAGUUCAAGUGAACAAGGAAGAGGGUAUUAUUGUUCUGUAGAGCACAUAAUUAUGGAAAUUGGGAAAUUGGUUUGUGGAAUUGGACAGAAUGGAAGGUUUUGGCUUAUGGGGAUUGCCACUUUCCAAACUUACAUGAGAUGUAUAUCCGGCCAUCCAUCUCUUGAAACUGUCUGGGGUCUUCAUCCUUUAACAAUUCCUGCAGGAAGUUUACGCUUGAGUCUCAUCACUGACAGUGAUGUACAAAGUCAGUCCUCAAGUAAGAGAGCUGAAGGUGGAGAUCAAGAGAAGAACCUCACUUGCUGUGCGGAUUGUUCAGCAAAAUUUGAGAUUGAAGCUCGAAGCUUAGAAAGAAGCAAUGGUAACAGUGAGUCUACAACUUCAAGCCUUCCUGCAUGGCUUCAACAAUACAAGGAUGAGAACAAGACACUCAGCAAUAAUAAUAAUAAUGAUAAGGACUCUUCUGCAGUGAGAGACCUUUGCAAAAAGUGGAACUCAAUUUGCAAUUCAAUCCACAAACAACAUUACAUUUCUGAAAGAACAACCCUCACUUUCUCUUCCAUUUCACCUUCUUCCUCUACUUCUGGUUUCUCAUAUGACCACAACCAGUACCCUAAUUUUCACAGGACCCGCCAUGAUUGGAGUACUACUGUUGUUGAACCCAAAGAGUCAUGGACGGAACACCAUCUCUGGUUUUCUGAAACUCUUAACAAAAGUACACCUGAACCCACUUUGAGAAUGUACAUUCCUGAGCAUAAUCAGGAUACCAAACAGCCCCUUUCAUCCAACCCUAAUUCCACUCCAAACUCGGCGUGUUCAAGCGAUGUCAUGGAGAUGGAAUAUGUCCACAAUUUCAAGGAGUUAAACGCUGAAAACGUAACAUCUCUAUGCAAUGCAUUGGAGAAGAAGGCACCACGGCAAAAAAAUAUAAUUCCGGAAAUUGUGACCACAGUCUUGAAAUGCAGGUCCGGUAUGUUAAAAAGAAAAGGCAAUGUUAGAGAUCAAAGUGAGAUCAAAGAAGAAACUUGGUUGUUCUUCCAAGGUGUUGAUAUGGAAGCAAAGGAGAAGAUUGCUAAAGAAUUAGCUAGGCUUGUUUUCGGCUCCCAUUCGAACUUCGUUUCGAUUGCAUUAAGCAGUUUCUCUUCUACAAGAGCCGACUCCACUGAAGAUAGUAGAAACAAAAGGUCAAGAGGUGAGCAAAGUUGCAGUUACAUCGAGAGAUUCGCUGAAGCAGUGUCAAAUAAUCCGCAUCGAGUCUUCUUCAUUGAGGAUGUUGAGCAGGCCGAUUAUUGUUCACAAAAAGGCUUCAAAAGGGCGAUUGAAAGAGGAAGAAUAACGAAUUCAAAUGGCGAUGAAGUUGGCCUUAGUGAUGCCGUUAUCAUUUUGAGCUGCGAAAGCUUCAGUUCAAGAUCAAGAGCGUGCUCUCCUCCUGUGAAGCAAAAAUCAGACGGCUCUGAUGAGGAGAAAGGUACUACAAUGGAGGAGACAAGCCCUUCUGUGUCGUUGGAUUUGAAUAUUUGCAUUGAUGAUGAUAGCACCGAGGAUCAGUCAAUUGAUGACAUUGGACUUCUUGAAUCUGUGGAUAAACGGAUUAUUUUCAAACUUCUUGAGUUAUAAUUAAUAGUUGUUUUAAUUUAUUCACUUUAGUUCUUUAGAUUCUCAGGCAUUUCCAUUCAGGUCUUCAGUUUAAGGAAGAAAUUUCCUCUCUAUGUAAACCACCACGUGUAUAGUUUCAUCUAGGUCGAUCGCUUUCCAUCAAUGUUUUUAAUUUAUUUUCUUUUUUUUUUU